Molecule: messenger RNA, 3291 nt
Organism: Diversispora eburnea
Lineage: Eukaryota; Fungi; Glomeromycota; Glomeromycetes; Diversisporales; Diversisporaceae
Source: the annotation of a GenBank genome assembly
AUGCCACUCGCAGAAGAAUAUAAUGAUGCGCAAUCGAGUCAUGCGAGCUCCAGUAACGCGAGUAAACAGCCCAGUAGGACUUCGACGACACCUGUUAAGAUACAAACGUCCCUUUUAUCUUUUCUCCAAAAGGGCUUACCAACUCCCAGUUCUAGUGGAGAUAGAAAAAUAACAAAAAAUGAUUUUAGAACACAAGAACCUGUAAGUCCUAUUACUCCGAGUUCAAAAGGAUCCAACUCGAGUCAAGUCUUGGAGAGAGAAAGUUCAAGCUUAACCGAAGAGUUUGAAGAGCCAAGCCUUGAAAAAAGGAGUUCAAGGGAAUUUGCUUCUAGUUCAACUAUUCGACGAGAUUUACCUGUCUCUUCUUCACAACGUGUAGCUGAUUUUAAGACAAAAAAUGAUGAACGUUAUAGUUGGUUGCUGGAUGUCAAAGAUGCAGAUAAAAAUCCAGAAGGAUCGCCGAAUUAUGAUCCAAGAACAUUACAUAUUCCUAAAUCCGCCUGGAAUAAAUUUACUCCUUUUGAGAAGCAAUUUUGGGAAAUUAAAUCAAAGCAUUGGGAUACAAUCGUAUUUUUCAAGAAAGGGAAAUUUUAUGAGUUAUAUGAGCGCGAUGCCGACAUUGGUCAUUCGGAAUUCGAUCUUAAGCUUACUGAUCGUGUCAAUAUGCGCAUGGUUGGUGUUCCUGAGAUGUCAUUUGAGUCUUGGGCUGCACAAUUUAUUGCCAAAGGAUAUAAAGUUGCGAGAGUUGAUCAAAUGGAAACAGCUAUAGGAAAAGAAAUGCGUGAGAAAUCCAGUAAGAAAAAGGAAGAAAAAAUCAUUCGUCGUGAGUUAACAUCUAUUCUCACCGCUGGAACUAUAGUUGACGGCGGACUAUUGACGAAUGAAAUGUCAACUUUUUGCAUGUCAAUUAAGGAAUCUUGCAAUACAGAAAAUGAAUCUCCUACCUUUGGAAUCUGCUUUGUUGAUACCGCAACUGCAGAAUUUCAUAUAACAUCUUUUAAUGAUGAUUUGGAUCGAACCCAAUUUGAAACCUUGAUUAUGCAAGUGAAGCCGAGAGAAAUUGUCUAUGAAAAAGGAAGGCUUAGUCAACGAACAAUGCGUAUAUUGAAAAAUUGUACCAGUCGCACAAUUUGGACGGCACUUAAACCAGAUGUAGAGUUUUGGGAUGCCACUACAACUCAUGACGAAAUUAGAUUUUCUCGAUACUUUUCAAAAAAUGGUAAGAAAUCAUUUGGUCAAGAAGAGGAAGAAGAUGUUAUUAUGGAAAACAAUAACGACGAUGAAAUAAUGGAAAAUUCGGAAAGUGAAGAUCCUUACGACACGUGGCCUAGCGCAAUAAAAGAAGCUAUGAAAAAGCCAUUAAUGAUGUCUGCUUUGGGUGGUCUCAUUUGGUAUUUACGCUCGUUGAAACUUGACGCAGAACUUGUAUCUCUCAAAAACUUUCAUAUCUAUGAUCCCAUUCGUCACUGUUCUUCUCUCAUUCUCGACGGUCAAUCUUUGGCAAAUCUAGAAGUAUUCGAGAAUAGCGUAGAUGGCAGUGAUCAAGGAACGGUAUUCAAGUUAUUAAAUCAUUGUGCUACUCCAUUCGGCAAACGAACUUUUAAAAAAUGGUUAUGUCAUCCGCUUCGCGACAUUGAUGCCAUUAAUGCACGUUUGGAUGCAGUAGAGGAAUUAAACUCGGUUCCUGAAUUUCGGGAUUCAUUCUAUGCAAGCUUUUCUCAAUUUCCGGACCUUGAACGAUUAAUAAGUAGAAUUCAUGCAAAAACUUGUAAAGUGAAAGAGUUCUUACUCGUUUUGACGGCGUUCGAGAAUUUAAUGAAAACAGUUUCACAUCUUGGUGGCUUUGCGCAGAAAUUUAAAUCGGAAAAAUUGCUUAAAUUGUUUGAAACGAUUCCCAACUUGACACCUAUGCUUUUAUACUUCAAAGAAGCAUUCGAUCACGGAAAAGCGGAAAAUGAAGGAAAUCUAAUUCCUUAUCCUGGUAUUGACAACGAUUACGAUGAUAUAAAAACUAAGCUUAAGGAUAUUGAUGAGAAAUUAGCCCAACACUUGGCUGAGGCAAAUAAUCAAUUAAGAACAACGAAGAUUAUAUACAAGGAUGUUGGAAAAGAAAUUUAUCAACUUGAAGUCCCAAAUUCAAUAAAAAAAGUCAAUCGCUAUUGGAAUCCAACUCUUCAGAAACUUGUUAGAGAUUUACAAGAAGCUCUAGAAGUAGAAUCUAAUGUUUUAAAAUCCUUGAACGGUUCAUUUUACGAAAAAUUCGAUGCUCAUUAUCACGAGUGGUUGCUUGCGGUCAAAAUUAUUUCCGAACUCGACUGUCUUCUAAGUUUGGCCAAUAGCUCUUUGGCAUUGGGUGAACCUUGUUGUCGGCCUCAGUUUAUAAGGCAAGGUCCUAGUAUAUUAGAAUUUGAAGAGCUUAGACAUCCUUGUAUCGUAUCCGGUAUCGUCAACGAUUUUAUACCUAAUGAUACUUUUUUGGGCGGCGAUCAACCAAAUAUUAUACUAUUGACGGGCCCUAAUAUGGGUGGUAAAUCUACACUUUUAAGACAGAAUUGUGUUGCAAUCAUUAUGGCUCAACUUGGUUGCUACGUUCCUGCUAAAAGAUGUCUUAUGACACCUUUCGAUAGAAUUUACACACGAAUCGGCGCUAAUGAUAAUAUUCUAGCUGGUCAAAGUACUUUCAUGGUAGAAUUAAGUGAAACGUCCAAAAUUUUGCACGAAGCGACACCAAGAUCUAUGGUUAUUCUUGAUGAACUUGGACGUGGAACUUCAACAUUUGAUGGAUAUGCCAUCGCAUACUCAGUUUUGCAUUAUUUAGCAACUCACAUUGGUUGUCUCGGUCUAUUUUCUACGCAUUAUGGUAUGCUUACUCAAGAAUUUUCCAAGAAUCCUAAUAUCGCACUUAAGCAUAUGAGUUGUGAAAUUGAUCAAGAUCGAAAAGAAGUGACCUUCUUAUACAAAUUAAUAUCUGGAGUUUGUCCAAAAUCUUAUGGAAUGAAUGUAGCUAACAUGGCCGGAAUUCCUCGUCAGAUCGUUGAUCGUGCAGAAAUGAUUGCCGCGAAAUUUGAACAAACUUCUCGAUUACAAGAUACUUUAACUGUGAGGUCAGGUAUCCCAAUAACAACUCAUUGUGAUUUCGUUUAUCUAUUGAAAGCUGCAGCCAAGAAUGGUGAUAGUACUUUAGAUGAAGGUGUGGGUGAUAGAGCUUUGGACAAUCAAACAGAACGCGAAAAAGAGGAACGACACGCUAGGGUAUUGAAAGCAAUAAUUCAUGGGAUAAAGAUGAUGUGA